Molecule: messenger RNA, 483 nt
Organism: Protopolystoma xenopodis
Lineage: Eukaryota; Metazoa; Platyhelminthes; Monogenea; Polystomatidea; Polystomatidae
Source: the annotation of a GenBank genome assembly
AUGUAUACAUCCAGGCCACUCAUUCACACCCUUUCCAUCCUUGUCUGUCCAGCCAGCCUCGAGUUUGGUCAGUCAUCAUUCACUACAACCCUUGCUCAUCUCCCAUCUUCCCCACCCUCGGUAGAGCAAGAAAUCACAUAUACUUACCACAAAGCUGACCAACACAAAUCCACACCCUCUGGCCCUCUUCCCACCGGACGGCUCAGACAAGGCUGUUACUGUCUUUAUUUGACUCCAUUCCUCCCAGUCGAACUCGAUGCCUGGUCAGACAAUCUCACUGUCCCCCGACUCCUUUUCUCCAGACCCCUCGGGCCUGUUGCAUUUCCGGCCUAUUUCGGCUCCACCCUCUGUCCGAGGCCGUUGUGCACACACCCACCUCGAUUCACAGACAGACUUGGCUGGAAGGUUAGGCUGCGACAUCUUCGCUACCCCCUGGCCACAGAUCGUGUCUCUAUCUCUCUCUCUUUCUUGAGGCAAUGCUGA